UACUCUUUCAUUUCCCUCUUUUUCUUCCUUCUCCUCUAAGCAUUUUCCCAACAACCCAUAAUAACCUCAAGUCUUCUUGGAGCUUCGCGCGCUUUCGCUGGCAAUGGCAGAUUCGCGUCCAACCACUGUUCUUGUCACUGGAGCUGGCGGCAGAACUGGUUCAAUAGUAUAUAAGAAAUUGAAGGAGAGAUCUGACGAAUAUGUUGCAAGAGGAUUGGUCACAACUCAAGAUAGCAAAGAGAAAAUUGGCGGAGCAGAGGAUGUUUUUGUUGGGGAUAUAAGGGAAGCAGAAAGCAUCACCCCAGCCUUCCAAGGAAUUGAUGCUCUCAUAAUUCUAACAAGUGCAGUGCCAAAGAUGAAGCCUGGGUUUGAUCCGUCCAAAGGUGGAAGGCCUGAGUUCUAUUAUGAAGAUGGAGCAUAUCCCGAACAGGUCGACUGGAUUGGUCAGAAGAAUCAAAUAGAUGCUGCUAAGGCUGUGGGAGUGAAGCAGAUUGUGUUGGUUGGUUCUAUGGGUGGGACGAAUCCGAAUCAUCCCUUGAACAGUUUGGGCAAUGGGAAUAUAUUGAUCUGGAAGAGAAAGGCUGAACAGUAUUUGGCUGAUUCUGGUAUUCCAUACACAAUUAUAAGGGCUGGAGGCCUGCAAGAUAAAGAAGGAGGUGUCCGGGAAUUACUUGUUGCAAAGGAUGACGUGCUUCUUCAAACAGAUACAAAAUCCAUUACAAGGUCAGAUGUUGCAGAAGUCUGCAUUCAGUAUUUUACUUCUUCCCCUCUCCUGAACAGGCAUUAGCAUUUGAGGAAGCUAAAUUUAAGGCAUUUGACUUGGCCUCUAAGCCAGAGGGAACUGGCACUCCAACAAAAGAUUUUAAGGCUCUCUUCGCCCAAGUGACUAGUCGAUUUUGAAUCUCAGUUGACCAUUGUUGCUCUGGUCUUAGAUAUUGUAUUUAUGUGUUUAACUCAAUAAAGAGUUGCUACCUGUUGAUUAGGAGAAAGAAAAUAAUAAGAGGAUACAGGGUGGAUCUAUGAUAUACAAUUUCUUAAUUGAUAAUACAAAGGGAACUCUCAAUUGACGUACUCA
Molecule: messenger RNA, 1075 nt
Organism: Manihot esculenta (cassava)
Lineage: Eukaryota; Viridiplantae; Streptophyta; Magnoliopsida; Malpighiales; Euphorbiaceae
Exons: 7
Coding region: 104-787 (227 amino acids)
Cellular component (GO): chloroplast
Molecular function (GO): oxidoreductase activity
Source: RefSeq, a predicted model, not a curated record